AUGUUAAACUAUAACCUUAGUAAUAUAUGUGGAAGUUUUUAUACAGGAGGAAAGUUAGCAUUCAGCGAAGAUGGCAAUUCAUUAUUUGUUCCAAUAAAUAAUAGAAUAAAUGUAUACGAUUUAUGUAGCAAUACAUGUAAUACAUUAGUUUCAGAAAAUAGAAAUGACUUAAAAUAUAUAGCUAUUCAUCCUAAUAUGGAUAUAUGUAUAACUAUCGAUAAAUUUGGAUAUGGUUGUGUUAUUAAUUUAUUAAAAGAUAAAAUAAUAGGUAGAAUUUUAUUUAAAUCAAAAACAGGUAUAGUCACAUCUUUCAAUUAUAAUAAUAUUUUCACACCUCAAGAAGAACAAGAUUCUGUUAAUUUUGCUACCUUUACAAAUUAUGGAAAGUAUUUUUUAGUUGGUAUAGGAAGAAGGGUGGUCAUAUGGAAUACGCCAUCUAAACAUAAUAAAUAUCGAUUAGUAAAAUAUAACGAUUUAUGUUACCACUCUUUAAAUAUUAUAUCAAUAGAUAUAUCAACUGAUGAUGAAUAUUUUUUAACUACCUCAUAUGAUUUAACUAUAAGGAUACAUACAAUUAGCAAAAAAAAAAAAAUACGCCCAACUGUUCUUAGUGGUAAUAAAACCACUAUAGUUGGAGCAUUUUUUUCAAAAAAUAGAGAUUUUAUUUUUAGCGUUAAUAAAUCGGGCCUCAUAAUAGUCUGGUCUUACGAGCUCGCCAAGGUGGGCCCAGAAGAGGGGGAAGAGGCGGUGGAGGAGGUUGAGGCUGGCGAAGUGGGCGAAGCGGAAGGUGGCCAAGUGGACGGUGGCAAGGUUGUGAAGGCAUACAAAAAGAGGUGGUGCUAUAAAAAAAUAUAUUAUUGUAAUCAAGAUAAAAACGAAGAAGUCGUUAAAGCGUGUUUUAAUAAAUACCGUGAUUUAUUAGUUAUUGGGUAUAGUAACGGGAAGUUUGCUAUUUAUAAUACCCCUGAAAUGAUGUCAUUAUAUAAUAUUAAAAUUAACACAAAUAUAAUAGAUGAUAUAGUAAUAAAUAAAGAUGGAGAUUGGAUUGCUUUAGCUGAAUCUACAAAUGGAACUAUCAUAGUAUGGGAAUGGCAAAGUGAAAGCUAUAUAUUAAAACAAUUUACUAGCAAUAAAAAUAUAAAAUGUGUAAAAUUUUCGCCAAUCAUAAGUCAUUUAAAGAUAGGAAGUAAUAUAACUAAUAAUUCAAUGUCAUAUCAUGAGUCUGAUAAUUUUACAAGUAAAUUUAUUAUAGCUACAGGAAAUGAAGAUGGAACAAUAAAAUUAUAUGACUAUUUAUCAUAUAUUAAUUUUGUAACAUUUACUGCACAUACUAAUAGUGUUACAGAUAUAUGUUUUUUACCACAAGGGAAUGCAUUUAUUUCAUGUUCUUUAGAUGGAACAUUAAGAGCAUUUGAUUUAUUACGAUAUAGAAAUUUUAAAGUAUAUACAGCAGAUUUAUUAGAGGAAGAUAAUAAUUUUGCUGCUAAAAAUAGCAAUAAUAAUAUGAACGAGUCAGGUAAAAUUGUUGCCAAAAAAAUAUCUAAAAAAAUUAAUGUACAAUUUUUGUGUGUGAAUGUGAAUGUAAGUGGAAAUAUAGUUGCUGCUGGAGGAAGAGGAAAUGAAUAUAUUGUAUAUAUAUGGAAUAUACAAACUGGAAAAUGUAUAGAUAAAUUAUAUGGUCAUAAUUCUCCAAUUACAAAAAUAUGUUUUAGCACAAAUUUAAAAAAUGAAGGAGUUAUAGCUACCUGUUCAUGGGGUAAUAAUAUUCUUAUUUGGGAUUUAUAUUCAAGAAGAAAUAAAGGAAGUAAAUUUGAAGAAAUUAUGAAUUCACAAAGUAUUUCAUAUAUGUGUUUUGAUCCAAGAGGUAAUGAUAUAUUAGCAGUAUGUACUUUAGGGUGCAAAAUCAUUUUUUGGGAUAUAUCGGUGCAAGAAAUUGUCGGAACUAUAGAAGGUGCAAGAGAUAUAAAAAGAGGAAGAUUAUUAGGAGAAGAAUAUUCAGCUAUUCCUAAAAUUAAUAAUAAUAAAAAAAAAAGAAAUAGAAAAGAUGGAAAUUAUCCUUAUGUAGAUGAUUUAGAAGAUCAAGGAAAAAAUACUGUUGUAAAUCAAAAUUGUUAUUUUACAUGUAUCGAUUAUAUACAUAAUGGAAAUUAUUUAGCAGGGGUAGCCAAUACAAGUGUUAGCUUAUAUAUAUAUGAUACAAAUAUAUAUUUAUUAGUUAAAAUAAUUGAUUUAACAAAAAAUUAUUGUAUUGAUGGAAUAAAAAGAGAAAUAUCAUCACGAUAUUUAACAAGUGAAGGGAAACAUAUAUAUGAAUAUGAUAUAAGUGAUGAAGAAGGUGAUAUAUAUUUAGAUAAUUAUAAAAUAUUGAAUAGAAAAAAAAAAGAAAAUAUAUUGCCUGGUCAGGUAAAUGAAAAUUUUUUAAAUAAUAAAUUUAAAAAAUAUAAAUUAUUAUUAAAUUAUAUUAACAUAUCAGGAGAUGAUAGACAUAUAGCAAUUGCAAGUAGUAUCGGAUUAUAUAUUCUAACAAAAGACCAUCAAUAUUAUUAUGUACCAAAUUCAAAAAAUUUAUAUAAAGGUUUAUUAGUUCCUAUUAAUUAUGAUCCUAAAUUUUUAACACAAAAUGUUAAUGUAAAAAAUUUUAAGCUUUCUUUAAAAAAAAAAGAAUAUAUUAAAGCUUUUAUUCUUUCAUUAGCUUUAAAUAAUUAUGAACAUAUUUUAGAGGUAUAUGAAAAUGUCCCAUAUAAUUUAAUCCCUUUAUGUGUUAAAGUUUUAACAAAGCCAUUUAUAUAUAUAUUAAUAAAUUUCAUAAAAACGUUAUUACUAAAUGAUACAAUCAAGCAUAUACAUUUGCAUUUAUAUUACCUUAAUUCAAUUUUUACAAUUCAUUUUAGUAUUUUUAUAAAUAGCGAUUUUAGUACAGUAGUUAAAAAUACUAAUGUAAUGACUAAAAAUGAACAAGAUAAUAAAAACCCUCGAACUUCUAUUUCAACAAUUUCAGAUGAAUAUAGAAUAUCUCUUCUUUUUAUAUUAAAACAAAUUAUUACUCUAUAUAAUGGAUUACAAUAUAUAUAUACUAAUAAUAUUAAUGUUUUAAAAUAUUUGAGUCUAGAUUUUUUACCAUAA
This is a messenger RNA of Plasmodium yoelii, 3123 nucleotides long. RefSeq lists its product as uncharacterized. The coding region runs from base 1 to 3123 and encodes 1040 amino acids. The transcript has a single exon. The record is from RefSeq and is a predicted model, not a curated record. Gene Ontology annotation, biological process: ribosomal small subunit assembly; maturation of SSU-rRNA from tricistronic rRNA transcript (SSU-rRNA, 5.8S rRNA, LSU-rRNA). Gene Ontology annotation, molecular function: protein binding. Gene Ontology annotation, cellular component: Pwp2p-containing subcomplex of 90S preribosome; small-subunit processome. NCBI's taxonomy places the organism in Eukaryota, Apicomplexa, Aconoidasida, Haemosporida, Plasmodiidae.